Enterospora canceri is the source of this 342-nucleotide messenger RNA. The record is from the annotation of a GenBank genome assembly. Lineage: Eukaryota; Fungi; Microsporidia; Enterocytozoonidae.
AUGAACAUGGUGAACAUUGGCGUCUUCCUUGGAUCUGCAUUUGGAAUUAUUUCAGAUGAGAAGUCAUUUGAUGAAAGAGUUCAGUCUGGGCUAUUCAGCCUGGUUUACUACAAUAAGUGUGGCCACAAGUGUAAGGAGUUGCAGAAUGCAAUUGGAUAUAUCUCACAGAGUUACUACCUGGUGGACAUAUCAAAGGACAUAGAGGCAGCAGGAAAGAUGAAUUCAUAUGGAAUAAUGGACGCAGAAGAAUAUCCUAUGAUCUUCUACAACGGAAAGUUCUUUCCAGAUCCAUACGAGUCGAAGGAGUUGGAUCAGAUUCUUCUUCUUGAGCCUAAUCACUAG